Molecule: messenger RNA, 713 nt
Organism: Seminavis robusta
Lineage: Eukaryota; Bacillariophyta; Bacillariophyceae; Naviculales; Naviculaceae
Source: the annotation of a GenBank genome assembly
AUGGACACGCUGGACUUUUACCCACUAACUAUAGUCUUGACGUAUCUGGGAGAGGUGGAUGGAACAAGGUUGCUGCUCACCAAGAAGAAGUAUGCGAAGCAAAUCUUGCCCAUGUUUCAAUGGCGCCGCGCUGGAAAUGCCGAGCGCCAACAACGCUAUCGAUUUCAAGUGUCACCCGUACAAGAUCCUGUAGUGUUGCUACAGAGACUCAACACGAGACGAUUGAAACGGCGAACAUUGUCAAGAGAUAGUAACAGCAGUAAAAAUGGGGCCGCUGCUACGGGUGCUGCUACUAGCAAGGGAUUAUCAACGGUUCGGAGAGCCAAUUGGGAAUGGGAAGAAAUCACACCUCCCAACAACAAUUCCCCAUGGUCCAUUCUCCAGCAGAACCGUGGUGUGACAUUACUCUUGUCGUAUCCCCGCAGUGGCAAUACACUCUUACGAACCUUACUGGAACGGACUACCGGCAUUGUCACGGGCUCCGACACGCGACCAGAUCGCACUCUUUCCAAAGCUCUGGCAGAAGCCCACAAUUUGGUGGGCGAAGGCGUCACACACCGCACAAAAACGUGUUUUGUCAAGACGCAUUGGCCCGAACGGACGGGAUGGAAAAUCGUGACGGGACAUCGGGCUGUGAUGCUUGUUCGCAAUCCGUUUGAUGCCAUGGACUCGUACUGGAAUUUAAAUGUCACCAAUACCCACACGGAAACGGU